AUGCAAGAAAAACAAAAGAAAAAGCCCACCUCCCAUUCCCCCAGCGCGCCUCCUCGCCGCCGGGCGCCGCCCCCUCCAGAGCGCUCCUCCUCGCCGCCGGGCGCCGCCCCCUCCAGAGCGCGCCUCCUCGCCGCCGGGCGCCGCUCCUCCUGCGCGCGCCUCCUCGCCAUCGGGCACCGCCCCCUCCUCGCGCGCCUUUUCUCCGCCAGACGCCGACCCCACCCUGCUGUCGGGCGUCAGCCGUCGGGAUCCAGCGCCCAACACCACCGUCUCCAUGUGUUGUCCUGCUGUUUCGCGCGGGAGGUGUUGGCCUCCUGCACCCGCCGGAUCCGGCCAUCCCCUUCCGUUCACCUCCGCCGCCCGAGGCCGUUCACCACCGCCACCAGUUCCCGUCCAACACCGGCCCCUCAAUCCGCGCGUCAACGACGCCCCUGUCAACCCACGCGAAGCUUCAAAAGAGGAGGCCCGCUUGCCCGCCUCAUGGCCCAUAAGUGGGCUGGAACCAAUGCUUCGCUGAAGCAAUUUCACGGGCCCAGGCGCAAAAUUAGCACCCCCGGGAAGCCCAGCCACGUUGAGACUUCUGGCCCAGCUGACCUAUGAAACGAUUUUUAAUGGACUGUGUGGAUUUUCUUAUAAAUAGUACCACCUCGCUUAUAUAUCUUAAAUAUAAAAAAUCAUCUAAGCGGGACGAAACUAAGAAUAUCACCUUGCUUUAAUAGUAGGUAUAGAUAUAGAUAUAGAUAUAGAUUUGGACCUUUGCCUCGUCAGUACAACAACACACUCCAUAGUCGGUCACGAGAAAAGCUGCGUGCAGGCCACCCAGUGCUCCGUCCUUGAUCCGGCUCAGUUAUCUCCCUCUCAUCCUCUCUCUGCUGUGUGUGU
Triticum dicoccoides is the source of this 882-nucleotide messenger RNA. Its product is annotated as serine/arginine repetitive matrix protein 1-like. The record is from RefSeq and is a predicted model, not a curated record. NCBI's taxonomy places the organism in Eukaryota, Viridiplantae, Streptophyta, Magnoliopsida, Poales, Poaceae. The transcript is spliced from 3 exons. Bases 1 to 600 code for a protein of 199 amino acids.